ACCUUUCAGGGACAUGGGGGAGCGCGUCACUCGUAGCUGCUGCCUAGGCUGGGACUUCAGCACGCAGCAGGUGAAAGUUGUUGCUAUUGAUGCAGAGCUGAAUGUCUUUUAUGAGGACAGUGUGCAUUUUGACAGAGACCUUCCAGAAUUUGGGACUCAGGGUGGUGUUCAUGUGCACAAGGACAGGCUGACAGUCACCUCUCCAGUCCUGAUGUGGAUCCAGGCUCUGGACAUCAUCUUGGAGAAGAUGAAGGCUUCGGGUUUUGACUUCUCUCAAGUCCUAGCCUUGUCUGGGGCAGGCCAGCAACAUGGAAGCAUAUACUGGAAGACUGGGGCCAGCUUGACACUGACGGCACUGUCACCAGACCUCCCAUUACACCAGCAGCUGAAGACUUGCUUCUCCAUCAGCGACUGCCCAGUGUGGAUGGACUCCAGCACCACAGCCCAGUGCCGCCAGCUAGAGGCCGCCGUGGGUGGGGCCCAGUCUCUCAGCUGCCUCACAGGGUCCCGCGCCUAUGAGCGUUUUACAGGAAACCAAAUUGCAAAGAUAUACCAGCAGAACCCUGAGGCCUACUCACGCACAGAGAGAAUUUCUUUGGUCAGUAGCUUUGCUGCUUCCCUAUUCCUUGGUUCUUACUCCCCCAUUGACUACAGUGAUGGUUCUGGAAUGAAUCUGUUACAGAUCCAAGACAAAGUCUGGUCCCAGACUUGCCUUGGUGCCUGUGCCCCUCAUUUAGAGGAGAAGCUCGGAGCACCGGUACCAUCAUGCUCAGUUGUGGGAGCCAUUUCUUCCUACUAUGUCCAGCGCUAUGGAUUUCCUCCAGGAUGCAAAGUAGUGGCCUUCACUGGUGACAAUCCAGCGUCACUGGCAGGCAUGAGGCUGGAGGAAGGUGACAUUGCGGUCAGUCUGGGCACCAGCGACACCCUAUUUCUCUGGCUCCAGGAGCCCACACCUGCCCUAGAAGGCCACAUCUUCUGCAAUCCAGUUGACCCUCAGCACUACAUGGCACUCUUGUGCUUUAAAAAUGGCUCCCUCAUGAGAGAGAAGAUCCGCAAUGAAUGUGCUUCCUGUUCCUGGAGUGAGUUCUCUAAGGCACUGCAGUCCACAGAGAUGGGGAACGGCGGAAACCUGGGUUUUUAUUUUGAUGUAAUGGAGAUCACCCCUGAAAUUAUUGGGCGUCAUAGGUUUAAUGCAGAAAACCAUGAGGUCCCAGCAUUCCCCAGAGAUGUGGAGAUUCGAGCACUGAUCGAAGGACAAUUCAUGGCCAAGAGGAUUCAUGCAGAAGGCCUGGGCUACCGAGUCAUGCCCAAGACAAAGAUUCUGGCCACAGGAGGGGCAUCUCACAAUAGAGACAUCUUACAGGUGCUUGCAGAUGUAUUUGGCGCCCCGGUGUAUGUCAUAGACACUGCCAACUCAGCCUGUGUGGGCUCUGCAUACCGAGCUUUUCAUGGUGGAAAAGACGUGCCCUUUACAGAGGUCGUGAAGUUAGCCCCAAAUCCAAGACUAGCUGCUACUCCAAGCCCAGUAGCUUCUCAGGUCUAUGAGGCCCUUCUCCCCCGGUAUGCUAAACUUGAACAGAGAAUCUUGUUCCGGACCCAAAGGCCUCUGGAAUGAAUUCUGCAGGCCCAGGCACCCCUGCCACCCCUGCCUGCCCGGAUUCACUGAUCCCACUUGGAAACACAGCCCUGAACAACAGGGACUGUCUUCCCUGUUCUGAGCCGCUCUUCCUGCUCAUGUUGACUCCUCAGAGUGCUCCUGCCCAUCCAGGAUCAUCCUGAAGCUGACUUCAGCACAUCUUCCUGAAGAUAUUUGGGCUAAUAGUGCCCUACGCCCUAGGUCGAGAGAGCAUCUCUCCUUUCCUGUCUUUCAUUCAAGGAUGCAGGAUAACACCGACUCUGGAAUAUAUCCACUAAAAAUUGUGACCUUUCUAUUUUCAAAGGCAGAAUGAAAGCUGAUCUUGGGACCUUAAUCAGCAGAAUGGGAGAAACAAUGCCUUCUCCCUCGCCUACCCCGGCCCUGACUAUGCUCACCAAGCACAGAUGCCCCACCCCAUACCUUGACCCUGUUGUUCAUCAUCUCCCAUCACCCAGAGCCCACAGACACUUCUCUCCUAUACCCUGGCCCUCCCAGCUGUUUCUGCCCUGUUCAUUUCACCCUCCUAGGUGCCUUCCCAGGACUUCUCCUGUCUCACACCCUCCUUCCUUCAUAUGCUCACCCUUCUCUGCAUACAGCACUUGUCCCUUUAUGGGUCACCCAGUUUCUCCCCACAUCCACCUGGUGUAAUUCACCAUUUCCCACCUGAAAAGAACUAAUAGUCCUGGUAGACACACUUCUCAUGCCUUCCCUCAGUUCUGCCCAGAGUCUACUAGACUCUGGAUCUGGUUGGGCCAUCUCCCAGGUGGUGGAUUUUAGGGCUCUCUUCUCUUUCUCAU
Molecule: messenger RNA, 2433 nt
Organism: Marmota flaviventris (yellow-bellied marmot)
Lineage: Eukaryota; Metazoa; Chordata; Mammalia; Rodentia; Sciuridae
Gene: Xylb
Product: xylulokinase
Biological process (GO): phosphorylation; xylulose metabolic process; D-xylose metabolic process
Cellular component (GO): cytosol
Molecular function (GO): D-xylulokinase activity
Source: RefSeq, a predicted model, not a curated record